Messenger RNA from Linum trigynum, 4340 nucleotides. NCBI's taxonomy places the organism in Eukaryota, Viridiplantae, Streptophyta, Magnoliopsida, Malpighiales, Linaceae. The record is from the annotation of a GenBank genome assembly.
AUCGGCCGGGAUCUGAUCACAAUAGGCAAUAUGAUGGAUGCUGCUGAGGUGAACGGAAGCUGCUAUCCUGAAAUCCCAAAACCGCAAACUGGGUGAAGAGAUUCGAACCAAUAGAACAGAAGGGGCUGAAUCGCCGCCUCUAAACUGGUCGAUAAACCAGAAUCUCCGGUGGAAUUAGGUGAAUCAGGCAGAAUGUGACGAGGUGAUUGGGCGAAUUCGGCGGACUCGUCGUCGGAGUGGCGAUAGCUACAGUCGGCGGCGGAAUUUAACCCUGCCGCGACGGAGCGGAAUCCCCGCCGGAAUUGCUGAGGAGGCCGAGAGGGGGAAAAAGAAUCCGACUUGCAUACUGUAAAACGAAAAAGGAAAAAAAAUUCUCGCACGUGUGAAGGGAAACGUGUGCCACAUUUCCCGCCAAGAGUUCCCGCCAACAUAACCCGCCGUUCCCUCUAUUACCCGCCCUUUCCAGUCCAUUGCCUCCCUCCGCUCUCAUUUCAGUCGGUGAAAACAAAACAACAGCAGAAAGAGUGAUUUCUCGGUGAGCAGUAUCCUAUUUCCCGGCGGCGAAGGUGAGAGAUCAUCUAGAGAGAUGUCGGGAUGGGACGAAGGAGCCGUCUACUACAGCGACCAAGCGCAGUUCCCCGAAUCCGGCGCCGAUGGUGGCGGUGGCGGACUCAGCCGCCACACUAUCCUCCGGAAGUUGAAGGAGUUCAUCAGAAACUUCGAGACCGACAAGAACGUGUUCCCGUACAGAGAGAGUCUGGUUCACAACUCCAAGUCUCUCCUCGUCCACCUCGAAGAUCUGCUCGCCUUUGAUGCCGAGCUUCCAUCGCUCCUCCGUUCCUCUCCCGCCGAUAACCUCCCUCUGUUCGAGACGGCGGCGGCGGAGGUGCUGCAGGGGUUGAGAUUGAAGAAGCUAACCGAUGAUGGGGAAAUGAAGGAGCCGGAGACCGGGGAGGUUCAGAUACUACUGAGUUCGAAGGAAGAUCCUGUUUCCAUGAGAGCCCUAGGGGCCGAUUACAUUUCCAAGCUGGUCAAGAUAUCUGGAAUCACCAUUGCUGCUUCACGAGUUAAGGCAAAAGCCACAUAUGUUAGUCUGGUGUGCAAGAACUGUCAGAGUACAAAGGAAGUUCCUUGUCGUCCAGGGCUUGGAGGUGCUGUAAUGCCACGUUCUUGUGACCACGCUCCUCAGCCUGGUGAAGAAGCGUGCCCCAUUGAUCCUUGGAUAAUAGUUCCUGACAAAAGUAGAUAUGUUGAUCAGCAGACACUGAAAUUGCAAGAGAAUCCUGAGGAUGUCCCCACUGGAGAGCUUCCCAGAAACAUGCUACUUUCUUUGGAUCGUCACUUAGUUCAAAGAAUAGUACCAGGGACGAGGCUGACAAUCAUUGGAAUCUACAGCAUUUUUCAGGCAGCCAAUUCAUCAAAUAACAAUAGAGGAGCUGUUGCAGUGAGGCAGCCUUAUAUAAGGGUUGUGGGGAUGGAAGAAGCCAAUGAAGCCAGUAGUCGUGGUCAUGCGUCCUUCACACAAGAAGAGGAAGAAGAAUUUAGAAGGUUUGCCUCCAGAACGGAUGUUUACGAAGCCAUAUGCGCUAAGAUUUCUCCAUCUAUAUUUGGGGAAGAAAAUGUGAAGAAAGCUGUGGCUUGCCUUCUAUUUGGAGGUUCAAGGAAGAACCUGCCAGAUGGGGUGAAGUUAAGAGGUGACAUCAAUGUGUUGCUACUGGGAGACCCGUCCACUGCUAAAUCACAGUUUCUCAAGUUUGUUGAGAAGACGGCUCCUAUCGCUGUUUAUACUUCUGGGAAAGGGUCAUCAGCUGCUGGUCUGACAGCUUCUGUGAUACGGGAUGGAAGCUCUCGUGAAUUCUACCUUGAAGGAGGAGCCAUGGUUCUAGCAGAUGGAGGUGUUGUGUGCAUAGAUGAGUUUGACAAGAUGAGGCCUGAAGACAGGGUGUCUAUUCACGAAGCAAUGGAACAGCAAACGAUAUCCAUAGCAAAAGCAGGAAUUACAACUGUUCUUAAUUCUAGAACUUCAGUACUUGCUGCUGCUAAUCCUCCAUCAGGACGGUAUGAUGAUCUCAAGACUACACAGGAAAACAUUGAUUUGCAAACAACGAUUCUUUCUCGAUUCGACUUGAUCUUCAUUGUGAAAGACAGAAGAGACAUGAAGCGAGAUAAGAUCAUUGCCAGCCAUAUUAUAAAGGUUCAUGCAUCUGCUGAUCAAACAGCCACAGACCACAAGGUUUCUAAAGAGGAUAACUGGCUCAAGAGAUACAUACAGUUCUGUCGUUCAACUUGUCGCCCUCGUCUCUCCGAGUCAGCAGCCACUAGGCUCCAAAAUGAAUAUGUUAGAUUCAGACAGGACAUGAGAAGGCAAGCCAAUGAAACAGGAGAAGCAUCUGCUGUGCCCAUUACAGUAAGACAACUGGAAGCAAUCGUAAGGCUGAGCGAGUCUCUUGCAAAAAUGAAACUGUCACAGAUUGCAACAGAGGCUGACGUGGUUGAAGCAGUGAACCUGUUCAAGGUGUCCACCAUAGAGGCAGCACAGUCCGGGAUUAAUCAGCAUGUGACUUCUACACCUGAGAUUCAGCAAGCUGAAGCUCAGAUAAAGAGAAGGAUCGGGAUAGGUAUGAGGAUUUCGGAGAGGAAAUUGAUCGAUGAUCUCAGCAGGAUGGGGAUGAAUGAAUCCAUUGUGAGAAGAGCUCUAAUAGCCAUGAACCAGAGGGACGAGAUCGAGUACAAGCAUGAAAGACGCAUCAUAGUGCGAAAGCUAUGAUCUUAACAGCCUGCAGGAGAUGCUUCUCGCGUUCUUUCCUCGUAUCAGGAUAUGCAUGGCAUGGCAUCACUAUAUUAGGUACACUAUCCAGCAGCAUGUAAUGAAUCAUCUUAGUUAGCUCUCUUCCUCUUUUAUCUCUUGUUGUUAAACUAAUAGGGCUAGUGCUCUGUCUAAUUAAAAAGGUCAAUGAAUCCAAGAUCAAAGCAGAGUUCUUGUUGUCCGUAAAAACAAUUAAGGCUAUUUUAAGAUUUUCAUAAGAUAUCAAAUUGCAGCAGCUAUGUAGCAUUCUAAAUUGUGAUGUUUGAACGAGUUCUUUUUAAACUGAAUGUCAGACUAUUGGAAAUGGAGAAAGACUUUUCUCCCAAAAAAUGUUUAAUCAUGUCAUUAAACACAGUUUAAAUUCCUAAUCGAACCAAAGCAAAGACAACAAGUAUGAUGGUUAAGAUUUGCAUUUCCUGCUCUCUAUUUUUCAUCCACUCCGGCUCCCAAACUUUCACAAAUCACAGCAAUAGGCAGGCCCAAGAGCCGCCAGCCCAGAACAAAAAGAGAUCAGUUUGGACAUAUCCAGCAGCCAAGAGCCCAGUUAAAAAAGUGUGGCCCAGUUAAAAAAGAGAAGGUCCAGUUUGGACAGCCCCUCAGGCUAUGCGGGCCCAAGAGCCACCGGCCUGUUAUCCUUCCACUGCCUAGAGAGGGAGGUGCUCGCUGCUCUGUGAAGCCAGCCUAGCGCAUUACCCUCCACUCUAGAGACCACGACGCCUCCGGUCUUCACCGAGACUCCGUGGCCCAACUCCGGGCUUGGAGCGGGCAAGCCAGAAAUCCGACAACCGGAGCCCAACCUUUGAAGCAGGCCCAAUGUCCCAUCUCCAUAAUGCCUCCACUUGGAUCACAAGCUCGCGUUACCAAGCUCGGCGAAGGGAUACGUCAUCCUAGAGGAAUAUAAACGGCAUUUUUAUUUAUAGUUUCAGUGAUGUGGUACUGUUGUAACAGUCUCAAGACUUUGAAAAGACAGGACUGACUCUGGCUCUUCAUAUCCCAACUUCCUCUGCUGCAGAGGUAGUGUGGUUUUGCAUUUGCGAGACAAGCAUUAGAGAAUGCAGGGAUGGAUUUACCGUGCUCGGUCACUGCUUUCGUUUCCCGUUAUCACAGGCCGGCGGUGGGUAUUUGAUUUCCCCCGGGAGCUGGAGUUCGCCGGAUGGAAAUCCUGUCCGAGUUGAUACCUGCGAGACUCGAUGGUGGGGGAGGACGAAGUGGAUGCUGUAUUUUUCACGAAUCACGAGUGCUGUGGAAGGGGGAAGGGUUGCUGAAAAAGCUUGAGCGAGCUUGGAUGUGGACUGGAAGACGGUGAGACGUAGGCGGCUGGGAUGGUGGUGGCAGAACAUGGUCCGGUGAUGGCAAAUGGAGCUAAGGGAUUGGGGAUUGGGGAGUGGAUGUUGAUGAGGUGAGUGGGAAGUUGGAGAGCUUUGAAGGCGUCGUCGAUGCUCUGCACUCGCACUAUAGAGGUUUGAGCUCUACAUGUUUGUGAAAUUGCCUGAAUGAACUUUUUUUUCUCCCUGAAUGAAGAAGCUUGUCAUUA